This is a messenger RNA of Paramecium pentaurelia, 1064 nucleotides long. The record is from the annotation of a GenBank genome assembly. NCBI's taxonomy places the organism in Eukaryota, Ciliophora, Oligohymenophorea, Peniculida, Parameciidae.
AUGCGAAUUAAAUAAGUUAAAAGGAGAGAUAGUAAAAGUGGAAAUACAAGAUUCAGUGCAUUAAAUAUUUAAGUGAAAUGUUAAGAGUUUUAAGAGGAUUAAGGUUAUGCAUCCUCUUUGGGAGAGACAGAUCAUACAAAUUAUUAAUAGAAUUAAUCUCAUUAUACUAUAACAUAAUCUUCAAUUAAUUAUCCAUCAAAAAUAUUAGUAGGUUAAAAAUUAUCAUUAAGACCAUCUACACUUGAAAAUGUAUAAGGAUUAGAGCCAUAAGAAUCUUUAAAAGAAUAAUAAUUUAGAGAAAUUGAUUAAAUAUUUAUUAGAGCUGGUAAUCCAAAAGCUACUACUUCUACAGCAGGAUUUGGUUAUAAAGAAUAAACUUCUUAAAAAAGUCCACAAACAGAAAAUGUUAAUAAUACUAUAGAUGAAUAAUAAAUUGAAGAUUCAAGUAAUGAAAGUUCAUCAUUUUCUGAUGAUUAAGUUUCUGGUACUUCAAGAUAAACAUUAGAUUAAAAAUUAAGACCAAUGAAAUAAAGUAAUAAUAGAUCUGAAAAGUAUUCUCAAUAUAGAAGUGGUGUAAGUAGUAUUUCAAUGAAUAAUACUCCAAAACAUUCUUAGUUAUCAAUUUUAAAUACUUUCACAUUAAAAUCAGAUAUGAAUAACAAUUUUCAAUAAAGUGGAGGAACCAAUCAUGGUUCACAAAAAAUAAUUAGUCCAUUACAUUUGAGAGAAAAAGAAGAUAGAUAAAAUACAUUAACAAUACCAGGAGGUAAUAAUACAUUAUAAGUUCCAUCUAAAAAAAGUUUAAUAAAUCCAAUAUCUUAAUUAAAUUAUGAGAUGUCUCCUUUUGUUGCAUUUCCUCAACAUGUAAAAUAUCAUAUUUAAUAAAGCAUCCUGCAAUUUAUAAUGAAUUAUAAUGGAGUCCUAUAGAGAUUGAUAAAUAUGAAAUUUACAAAAUAUUUUAUCCAAAAUACAAUAUUGAUGUAGUUUUAGAGAGUUAUCAUAAAGAAAAUGCUUAAAAGUAGAAGUCAAAUAUUAAAGAGUUAUUUAAAUUAAAUACUUUUUGA